Chrysochloris asiatica (Cape golden mole) is the source of this 3165-nucleotide messenger RNA. RefSeq names its product zinc finger protein 217 (gene ZNF217). Gene Ontology annotation, cellular component: nucleus. Gene Ontology annotation, biological process: regulation of DNA-templated transcription. Gene Ontology annotation, molecular function: RNA polymerase II cis-regulatory region sequence-specific DNA binding; DNA-binding transcription factor activity, RNA polymerase II-specific. Lineage: Eukaryota; Metazoa; Chordata; Mammalia; Afrosoricida; Chrysochloridae. The coding region runs from base 1 to 3165 and encodes 1054 amino acids. The transcript is spliced from 4 exons. The record is from RefSeq and is a predicted model, not a curated record.
AUGCCAACUCAGUCCCUCCUGGUGUACAUGGACGGACCUGAAGUCAUUGGCAAUCCCCUGGGGGCCCCAAUAGAAACGGACGAUGGCGUGUCCAUGAAAGGGACCGCUGCCGUGCCCUUCAGACCGACGCAAGAGAGAAACGGCAUCCAGAUCGAAGGCCACCUGCCCCUGGACUGCAUGUUUUGUAGUCAGGCCUUUGCACAUUCAGAAGAACUCAACAAGCACGUCUUGAUACAACACCGGCCGAUCCUGUGUGAGCCAGCGGUUCUGUGUGUCGAAGCCGAGUAUCUCAGCCCCCUGGACAAAAGCCAAGACCAUGCCGAACCCCCGAAGGAGAAGAGCUGCCAAGACAGCGACGGCUUUAGCUGUGAAGUGUGCGGGCAGACGUUCCGAGUGGCUUUCGAUGUGGAGAUUCACAUGAAGAAACACAAGGACUCCUUCACGUAUGGAUGUAACGUGUGUGGACGACGCUUCAAGGAGCCGUGGUUUCUGAAAAAUCACAUGCGGACACACACCGGCAAGUCCGGGGCCAGAAACAAGCUUCAGCAAGGCCUAGAAAGCCCUGCAACCAUCAAUGAGGUGGUCCAGGAACACGCAGCCGAGAGCAUCUCAUCUCCCUACAAAAUCUGCAUGUUUUGCGGCUUCUUCUUCCCAGACAAGGAUGGUCUCAUUGAGCACAGCAAAGUGCACACCAAAGAAACGGUGUCCGGCACCUGCGAGCCGCCGGCCGACUCCCGGCCUCAGGGGAUGCCAGCUCCCAGGGAAGACUUCAUGCAGUUCUUAAAGUUACAACCCAAAGCCCACCCAGAAAAGGUCAAGAAGCCAGCCAAGUGGAUACCUCAGCUUGACCCGUUCAACACCUACCAGGCAUGGCAGUUGGCCACCAAAGGCAAAGUUGCCAUUGGCCGAGGAGAAAUCAAGGAGCCUGGGCAAGAAGGGAGCAGCGACAAUGACGAUUCGUGUUCAGAGAAAGAAGAACUUGGAGAGAUAUGGAGCGUCAACAAGAGCCAGUCGGAAGGGUCUGGGAAGUCCAAGCCAAACAGAGGGAGUUGUGCCGGCCUGGCCCAAGACAAAGAGAAGGCUCGGCAGGCCAACGGGGAAGUGCCUUCUGUGGACACAGACCCCAAGUUAGUCCACAGCAAGGAGAAGCCCACGCACUGCUCCGAGUGUGGCAAGGCUUUCAGGACCUACCACCAGCUGGUCCUGCACUCGAGAGUCCACAAGAAAGACAGGCGGGCCGACGCUGAAUCGCCCACCAUGCCCGCUGACGCCAGGCAGCCGAGGACUGGCUCUCCGGAGCUGGCCGCCCCUCUGGAUGAGAACGGGGCGCUGGAGCGGGGAGAAGGAGGUUCUGAAGAUGGUUAUGAGGAUGGACUCCCUGAAGGGUUCCACUUGGAUAAAAAUGAAGAUGGAGGAAAGAUAAAGCAUCUUACGUCCUCACGAGAGUGUAGUUACUGUGGAAAGUUUUUCCGCUCAAAUUACUACCUCAACAUUCACCUCAGAACGCACACAGGGGAAAAGCCGUACAAAUGUGACUUUUGUACCUAUGCUGCAGCCCAGAAGACAUCUCUGCGGUACCACCUGGAGAGGCACCACAAGGACAAACAGCCAGAGGUCCCCCCUGAGGUCAAGGGCGACAGUAAAAAUCAGGAGACCGAGGAUGCACUAUUACCCGCCGAGAGUGGGCAGACCAAAAAUUUGAAACGAUUUUUCGAUGGUGCCAAAGAUGUGAAAGGCAGUCCCCCUGCAAAGCAACCCAAGGAGCUGCCGCCUGCCUUCCAGAACCUUCUAGGCAGUGUUGUCCUCUCACCUCUUCACAGAGAUGCUCAGGAUUGCCGUAAGGAUGUGGCCGACGACAGCACGCACAGAACGCUUGUCCCCACUUACCUGGACCCGCUCAAAAGGAGGGCUGGGGUAGAGCCCCAAGCAAGCAAGGCCCAGGUGGGUGCUGCUCCCCACCCCGACGAUGGUGCCCCCCACCGCCUGGAAGCCGGCCCCCGAGAGAAGACCCUCGAGGUUGCCAGUGACUGCAAACCCAAGUCCCCCCAAGACUUUCAGGAGAAGCCUUUGAAUCUGUCCCUGGGCGCCCUGCAUAGCUGCCCAGCAAUCUCCUUGAGCAAAAGCUUAAUCCCAAGUAUUGCCUGCCCCUUUUGUGCUUUCAAGACAUUUUACCCUGAGGUUUUAAUGAUGCACCAGCGGUUGGAACACAAGUACAACCCCGACACCCACAAAAACUGUAGAAACAAGUCCCUGUUGAGGAGUCGGCGCACCGGGUGCCCGCCAGCCCUGCUCGGCAAGGACGUGCCACCCCUGGCCAAUCCCCACAAACCCAGGCCCAAGUCAGCCUUGCUCGCACAGGCCAAACCCCUGCCGGCCGAUAAGGGGAAACAGUGCCCCCUGGGGCCCGGCAAAGCUCCUCCGACCUCGGGGACCGACUCCAGCACUUUAGUCCCCAGUAACCUGAAGGCUCACCGGCCCCAGCAGAGCCCCGGUGGACAAGGAGCUGCCCCCGCCAGACCGCAGCCCCCCGAGAGCUUCUCGAAGGCCAGCAUCUCUCCUGCUGUGGACAAAGCCAAAAGAACCGAGGCAAAGCUGAAACCCCUGACUGGAAGCCCUGCCCAGCCCCCCCUAAGCAGUGGCCACAUCAAUGGCUCCGUGGACCACCUGGCCAAGAAUGAUAGUCCCUGGGCCGCUCCGGGAAGAGACUAUUUCUCUACCCGGGGUGUUGGCAGUGCCACCACGGAAUUUGGUGAGCCGCUUCCCAAAAGACUAAAGCCGAGUGUGGUAACUCUUGCCGUUGACCAGCCUGGGCCCAAUUACCGCAGGCGGAGCUAUGACCUUCCCAAGUACCACAUGCGAGGGGUCUCCAGCCUGCUGCCUCAGGAGUGCGCCUGCUCACCGCCAUCAGUGUUGUCCCCCAAACCAAGGUUCUUGAGUUCCAGUGAGGUGGAGCCACCCAGCGUGCUGACUGUGCAGAAGACAUACGGCGGCUCCGGACCACUGUACUCUCCCUGUGGACCUGCUAGCAGUCAGGCACCGAGCGCCACGCUAGAAGGAAAAAGGCCUGUAUCUUACCAACAUUUAUCCAACAGCAUGCUACAAAAGAGAAACUAUGAGAGUUUUAUUGGGAAUGCACAUUAUCGACCAAAUGACAAAAAAACUUGA